AUGACCUGCUUAAAUGUCGUUGUUAAUUGUUCAUCGCUAUCUUUAGAAUACUCUGUACUGCAGCUUCCCCGUUUGACGAGCAAGCAUUCUUUGGCUAGCGUCAGUUCUGAGAAGGUGAAAAAUCACUUCAACGUUGGCACAAUCGGGCACAUCGACCAUGGAAAAACGACCCUUACGUCAGCUAUCACAAGGGUGCUUGCAAAAUCAGGUGGCAGCAAGUACGUGCCUUUUGAGGACAUAGACAAAGCACCGGAGGAACGCGCCCGCGGCAUCACGAUCAGCAUCGCCCACAUCGGCUACGAAAGCUCUAUGCGUCAUUACGCACACACCGACUGCCCUGGCCAUCGGGAUUUCAUCAAGAACAUGAUCUGUGGUGCGUCUCAGAUGGAUGCCGCAAUUCUUGUGAUGGAUGCCUCGGAGGGCGUGAUGCCGCAAACCAGGGAACACCUGAUGCUGGCGAAGCAGUUCGGAGUCGAUAAAAUAGUCGUGUUCGUGAACAAGGCCGAAACGGCGGACGCCGAAAUGCUGGACCUGGUUCAGAUAGAAAUCCGAGAGACGCUUUCGGAGUACGGUUUCGACGGUAACGAAACACCGCUGAUCUGCGGUUCCGCUUUGCUGGCACUGCACGACGAUCAGUCAGAGUUUGGAGAGCAAUCAAUUAGGAAGCUGAUCGAUGCCUUGGACAAGUUGGACGAACCUCAGCGAGCGAUCGACGCCCCGUUGCUAAUGCCGAUUUCGUCCAGUGUGUCCAUUACCGGUCGAGGAACGGUGAUCAUUGGCACCUUGGAGCAGGGAAUGCUGAAGAAGGGAGAUAAGGUCGAACUGGUUGGUAGCGGUAAAGUGCUGACCACCACCGUCAGUGAUAUCCAUGUGUUUAAAAAGUCAGUGCCAGAGGUGAAGGCCGGCGACCACGUCGGUGUGUUGUGCCGGAAAAUACCUGCCGACAACGUUCAUCGCGGAAUGUGGCUGGUGGCUCCCCACAGCGUGCAGCUGUACAAUCACUUUGCCGGCCAGGGCUAUUUCUUUACCGAAGCCGAGUGUGGCUGUCGGUUCCCCGCUAUUCGGACGGGUUUUACGCAAAAACUUAUGUGUACCACGUGGCAUCAAACGAGUAGGCUAAUUCUGGACAAAUCGAAAGACAUGGUAAUGCAAGGGGACCAUUUCGCUCUGUCCGUGGUCAUGCAGCGGCCGAUGCCGCUCAAGGAAGGUCUUCACUUUACCAUUCUAGAAGGUACGUCGACUAUGAUUAGCGGAAAAGUGACGAAACUGCUGCCAACCAUUAAGAACAUUUUGUCACUUAAGGAUUUGAAGACAAUUCGUACUUCGAGUUCAUGA
This is a messenger RNA of Soboliphyme baturini, 1335 nucleotides long. The record is from the annotation of a GenBank genome assembly. NCBI's taxonomy places the organism in Eukaryota, Metazoa, Nematoda, Enoplea, Dioctophymatida, Soboliphymatidae.